This is a messenger RNA of Carcharodon carcharias (great white shark), 1631 nucleotides long. Its product is annotated as thrombospondin type-1 domain-containing protein 8-like. The coding region runs from base 1 to 432 and encodes 143 amino acids. Lineage: Eukaryota; Metazoa; Chordata; Chondrichthyes; Lamniformes; Lamnidae. The record is from RefSeq and is a predicted model, not a curated record. The transcript has 2 exons.
AUGGAGGCGAGCUGGCGGCUGCUCCUAUUGGUGCUGGCGACGGUGGUGGGCGGGGCCGGCCAGGAGUGGGAGGUGGGACCUGGACCCGGGCAAAGAGGUGUUCCGGUUUUCCAGUGGAACGAGUGGGAGCCCUGGGUGUGUAUGUGUGACAUUGGCAAACAAGGCCGGAUCCGUUACUUCGUGGUGUCUUCGGAGACGGCAAAAAGAAACGUGGACCUGGAAGAAUUCUGGCAGGUCAAGCCGUGCGCCCUUGCCGACUGUAAGUUUUGCCAGACCACCGAGUGCCCAGUACCGGAGGUCGGCGAGACAGCGGCGUCGCGAUUCGGCCGCCGGCCCCCUCGGCCCGCCGCCGGCUCCCUGCGAAUUGCUGAUACCAAGCCGGCUCAGGCAAAUUCCUACGAUAGCCUCCCAGUGAUCGAUGAUGUUGGAUAGGGCGUGUCUCCCUCCGCGCAACAGCUCCUGCUCGGGGAACGAUCAGCUUUACAUCUCUGAUCAUUUUAGAGAAAUAAACUAUAUCAGAGAGUUUGCUUAAACUUUGUGUUUCAGUACCACCCCCACCCCAGAUUCAUGUUCCCUUUGAUACUCGUCCACCAUCCCUUGUCAAUCUAGACAGAGAGCUUCCUGUGGAAGUAAUCUCUGCAGCUGAAAUGUUAGAACCCCAGUUUAGGUUGUUCCUAUGUGUUACAUAUGGGCUAUGUGUUACAUAUUACUGUAAUACAGUAAUACAGAGAAGUUACAGCACAGGGGCAAGCCAUUUGGCCCAGCCUGUGCUGUACUUUCACCUCCACACUAGCACGUGGUUCUAAUCAUGUUUACUCACUUUGUUCCAUAUCCCUUCAAACCCUUGCCCUUCAUCCACCUAUUCGAUCUAAUCCUGAAUGUUAAGUCAAUUUCUGCCUCAGCCUUUCACCCUGGAAGUGAAUUCCACAGCCUCACAACUCUCUGCGUGAAUAGGUCUCUCUAGAUCACUGUUCUAAAUUUCUUACAUUUCAUCUUGUGCUUUUGGUUCCUCAGCUUGACCUUUCAAUGACUGGAAACAGUCUGCUUCUACUUGUCCUUCCAGAAUCUCAUUCAGUGAUAUUGCCCCUAAUUUGUGCCCUUUCAAUGAGAAAACACUCAUUUGUCAGGUCUGUCAUUAUUUUUGUAUUUAUUGCCGUUGUUACAAGCCAGUCCUCAAAGUGUGCUACAUUAUGAAACUUGUGUGAAGCAAUGAAUUCUGACUUGUUUUAACUGAGGCCCAAUCAGCCUGUGUCCGCAGUUUCCAGAUGAGUGGAUGCAGGAGUGAGAUGACUGAGAGUGCACCACAGUAUGAAGAUAUAGAUACAGAGAAUGCUGAGUGUUGAUGGAUGAGUCAUUGCUGCUGGAUAUGGGUCUGUGACACCAGGAAGACUACGGCACUGAGUUGGAGCAGCAGCAAGGAACAAAGCCUUCUAUUUGUCCCACCACUGGACCUUGAGGAAAAAUGAGAGGUUUUUUUUGAUCAAAUCGCUUGGUAACCAACUUGGAUUAGCUCCUAAACCAACUGGUAGUUCCAUGUAUCUAACUCAAAGCCAAUAUCUUUAUUUCAAACCAGUUCUGUUAUUUUGAGGUUGAGUGUUCAACUUAUCACUGAAAUAAAAAUUCUAAACUGG